GUACAAUCGUGUUAGGAGAGUGAUAGUGGUAGGAUGGAUUCCUUGUACGAGCGCGCGAUAGCCGAAGUAGGUCAAGAAGGAAAAUUUCAAAUAACUUUUGAUAUUUUUUAUAAUGUUUUGCUGUCUGGAUUGUGGUCAAUGGCGUAUAACAAUAUAAUAUUGGCGUUAACAAUUACCCCGCAUAUUUGCAAGCUACCUCAAAAACCAACGAAUGUGACUGAAUAUUAUUGGAAGUCGAAAUACAUUCCAACUCUCGAAGAUGCUGUUGGAGCUAAAAAGUUUAGUGACUGUUUGAUUUACACUAGCCAAGAGUUGAAUAAAACUAAAGAAUGUGAAAUUUUCGACUACGACCGCACCUGGUUUGAGUCAACCAUCCCAUCUGAAAAUAAUUGGGUUUGCAGCAAUGAAAUAAACGUAGCAAAUAUUUUUGCUUAUAGCAAAAUCGGAGAAAUUAUAGGAUCUUUUGUCUUCGGGUGGUAUGGAGACGUGUACGGCCGUAGACUCACGUACAUUAUUUCUUUAGCUAUGCUAGUAAUAGGUCGUUUUAUGUCAAUAUUGGCGAGUUCUUCAUUUGUAUUAUUCGCUACUGGCUGCAUCAUAGCUUCUUUACCAUCGUGGUCAGCUACGCAAAGUACAGCUAUUGUAUCGUUGGAAAUAUCGUCUCCUAAACGGCGAGCCAGUGUCGCAAAGUUGAGAUUAAUAUCCAUGAGCCUCGGAAUGUGUCUAAUGCCUAUAUUUUACUUGUGGUUUCGAAAAUGGAAACCUUUUAUGAUUGUCACUACGGCAACGCAGAUACCUUAUUUAUUAUUUUCUUGGAAAUUAAUUGAAUCACCACAGUGGCUUUGGGUUAAUAGAAAAACAAAGGACUGUAUUAAAAAUCUCAAGCGUAUAGCCAAAGUAAAUAAAACCAGACUUAGUUCCGCUACAGAGGAAGAAAUACUUACAAGUGGGGUAGCUGAGGCUAAUGAAACAGAGGUUUUAGGUCCAUUGGCAUUAUUUUCUGGUUGGCGCUUAGCUACUAACACUAUAUUGCAAUUGUUUUUAUGGGUCUGCGUUUCCAUCAAUUAUACCGUGGUGUUAUUGAGUUCCGCAGAAAAGUCCAACGGAAAUCCAUUUUUGGACUUUGCAUGGCAAUCUUUAGCAGAAAUACCUGGUUUCUUCAUAGCAUCUUGGCUUGCAAAUAAUAUCGGUCGACGAUAUACAGGAGUUAUUUCGACUGCCAUCACUGCAUGUAUUUGGAUUUUUUAUGGUAUUCGUGAAAUUUAUGUUGCAGAUUGGUUAAAUAGACAAUGGUUGGGAAGUUCAUUGGUUUUUAUAAAUAGAUUGACGAUUACUAUUUCAUACUACAUAAUCAAUUUGUUCAACAUGGAACUAUAUCCAACGUGCCUUAGGCAAACAGGAAUGUCUUUAGGCAAUGUUGUGAGUGGUGGAGCGGGAGCAAUAGCUCCUUAUAUUUUGUAUCUGGGUCGUCGUUAUAGUGCACAUUAUCAGAGUGCUAUUCUAAUAAUAACGACAAUAUUUGGUGGAAUCUUGACAUCCUUCUUUUUGCCUGAAACUUUGAAUGCAAAACUACCGGAAACGUUUGAAGAUGCACAAAGAUUUGGCCGGCGUCGAAGAACUAAAACAUUUUACAUGUCUGUUAAUUUAAAAAACGAAACAAUUGAUUCAAAUUUGCCAAAUAUGUGACAUAAGUGAAGUCUAAGGACAGCUGAGGGACAGAACCAUGUUUAGUUUAUUUACAAAAGCCGCGGUAUUGCUGUGGGGCUUAAACUCAGUUAUUAAUGUCGAACGCAAAGUUAUAAAAUAUUAUUUUUUUAUGUUUAUAAUGCAAUUAUAUUAACCCAUGGAGAAUAAUAG
Molecule: messenger RNA, 1857 nt
Organism: Spodoptera exigua (beet armyworm)
Lineage: Eukaryota; Metazoa; Arthropoda; Insecta; Lepidoptera; Noctuidae
Source: the annotation of a GenBank genome assembly